CUGGAGUUCUGGCUGGCAUCAGCUGUUGAUAAAUAAUUGGAAGCUACAAAUUUAUGUUUUAUACACUUUUAAAUGGGUGGCAAGAGCUAUUACUGCGAUUAUUGUCGCUGUUUCAUGAAAAACGACUUAAAUGUUCGCAAACUACACAAUUCGGGUCUAUCGCAUACUGUAGCUAAGGUUACCUUUAUGAAGCAAUUUGAAGAUCCUCGCAAGCUACUGGAAGAGGAGCGCGCCAAAAUUCCCUGCACACGGUAUUUUAGCGGCUAUUGCAAAUUUCAGCUUUUCUGUCAAUACCGGCAUUUUAGUGACAAGCAAUUGGCGAAACUAGAAGAAAUUGUUUCUCAGCUAAAAAAGUCGCACAAGAGACAGUUCAAAAAGCGUCAGGCAAAACGUUCGUAUAAGAAUCUGCCACCUUCCUUGCAGCAUAUAGACGUUAGCAAGCUCAAGCAAAUACAUUUUGAAACCAGUUGGGGCUAGACAUAUACAAACAUAUGUACAUAAGUUAAAAUGUAUGUAUGUUUUUUAAUUACGCAUAAUAAAAUGUUAAUUAAUGCUUAAACUUUAAA
This is a messenger RNA of Scaptodrosophila lebanonensis, 566 nucleotides long. RefSeq names its product zinc finger matrin-type protein 5. Lineage: Eukaryota; Metazoa; Arthropoda; Insecta; Diptera; Drosophilidae. The transcript is spliced from 3 exons. Gene Ontology annotation, molecular function: zinc ion binding. Bases 73 to 477 code for a protein of 134 amino acids. The record is from RefSeq and is a predicted model, not a curated record. Gene Ontology annotation, cellular component: U12-type spliceosomal complex.